This is a messenger RNA of Neolamprologus brichardi, 2148 nucleotides long. It is a transcript of the gene ggt1b, whose product is annotated as gamma-glutamyltransferase 1b. Gene Ontology annotation, molecular function: glutathione gamma-glutamate hydrolase. Gene Ontology annotation, biological process: regulation of immune system process; peptide modification; regulation of inflammatory response. NCBI's taxonomy places the organism in Eukaryota, Metazoa, Chordata, Actinopteri, Cichliformes, Cichlidae. Gene Ontology annotation, cellular component: plasma membrane. The record is from RefSeq and is a predicted model, not a curated record.
CCUGCAGACCGUGGCACAGCGUGCAGCCUGCUGCUGAGACCCCGAGAGGAACUGAAGUACAAAAAUGAAAAAGAAGACAAUAGUUGUGGCACUGACAAUACUGCUGCUGGCAGCAGCUGCUACUUUUGUGGGCGUCUACUUUGGUGUGGGGAGAAGGGAGACAAAAAGUGAGAGGGGGUACUCUAAGGCAGCUGUGGCAGCAGACGCUGGACCAUGUUCAGAGAUUGGCAGGGACAUGCUGAUGAGAGGGGGCUCUGCAGUAGAUGCUGCUAUAGCUGCUUUUUUGUGUGUUGGACUGAUGAAUGCUCAUAGUAUGGGCAUCGGAGGAGGACUUUUCUUCACCAUCUAUAAUGCAAAGACUGGGAGAGUUGAGAUCAUUGAUGCCAGGGAGACGGCACCACGCAACGCAACAGAAAACAUGUUUGGGAACAGUACAGAUCUAUCCCAGAAAGGAGGAUUGGCGAUUGCUGUGCCAGGGGAGAUUCGAGGUUACCAGAUGGCACACCAGCGACAUGGAAAACUGCCUUGGAAAGACUUGUUUAUGCCAAGCAUUGAACUUGCAGAGAAAGGAUUUCCUUUGGGAAAGGCACUUGCCUCAGCUUUGUCUAGUAAAAAGCAAACCAUCAUGGAGGACCCAACCUUGUGUCAAGUUUUUUGCGGGGAGAAAAGCGACGUCCUAAAAGAAAAUGAAACUGUUAAAUUUACCAAGCUCGCGGAAACCUAUAGGAAAAUAGCCGAAGAGGGUCCUGAUGCUUUUUACAAGGGAGAAUUGGCUCAGAAGCUUGUGGCAGAUAUCCAGGCAGCAGGCGGCAUCAUCACAAUGGAGGAUCUGCAGGAUUAUACGCCUGUCUUGGAUGAGAACCCUUUAAGGGUGAACGUGGGGGAGUACACCAUGGUUGUUCCCAAUGCCCCCGCUAGCGGCCCUGUGCUCUCGCUGAUAUUAAACAUCUUGAAUGGCUACAACUUCACCUCAGAUAGCGUGGCAAGCACUGAGAAAAAGAUCCUAACCUACCACCGCAUGGUGGAGGCCUAUCGUUUCGCUUACGCAAAGAGAACCAUGCUCGGAGAUCGGAACUUUCUCAACAUCACAGAUCUCAUCCAGAAUAUGACUUCACAAUUGUAUGCGGAUGCCCUCCGUCAAAAGAUUACCGAUGAAACCACACAUCACAUGAACUACUACGAGCCAGAGUUUUAUCUGCCUGAAAACUACGGGACCUCGCACCUCUCGGUAGUAGCUGAAGAUGGAAGUGCUGUGGCUGCCACCAGCACUAUCAACACAUAUUUGGGCUCCAAAGUUAUGUCAGCAUCAACAGGGAUCAUUCUCAACAAUGAGAUGGACGACUUCAGCUCGCCUGAUAUCACAAACAGCUACGGUGUGCCUCCUUCACCAAACAACUUCAUCAGGCCAGGGAAACGGCCAAUGUCUUCGAUGUGUCCAACAAUCCUUUUUGACAAAAGCAACAAAGUGAAGAUGGUGGUCGGAGGUUCAGGAGGAACAAAAAUCACCACCUCUGUUGCUCAGGUGAUUCUAAACACCCUGUUCUUCAACUAUGAUCUGAAAGAAGCUGUGUUAGAUCCAAGGGUCCACAACCAGCUGAGUCCUAACAUCACUGUAGUGGAGCCUGGCUUUGACAAAGAUGUCCUGGAUGGUUUGGCAAGGAAGAACCAUGAGACAGAACUCCUCACAUCGAUGGGAGCCGUGGUGCAGGCAGUACUGUGUCACGAUGACAAGGUGUAUGCUCAGUCCGAUCCUCGCAAGGGGGGGUAUGCAGCAGGAUACUGAAGUUAUAAACACACCUAUGAUUAUGGAGAGAUACUGUAGUUUUGUGAACCUUGACACCAGUGGGACAACCUCAAAGAUUAGAAAGUUGAUAAAGAUUUGUCUUGGCACCAGUUGUUUUGUACUGAUUGUACAAAACAACUAGUACCAGCUGUACAAGCCUUUAACCAGUACAAGCUAUACUUUAACACUGAGUGCCUUGGCUGAGUCUUCUUAACUUCACAUCAUUCUAAUGAUCACAUCCAUCUAGUGAAUAAAAUCUUUUUAAAAAGAUAUCUUUUGUUAUGUACUUUUAAAUUAAAGAAAUUUAAAUAGUAAAAACAAACAAAACUGUUCAGACACUGAGUGCCUAUGAUUUAAUUUAUUUA